AUGGCGAGAACUAAGUUGUGCAUUUGUUGCGCGCUGCUGCUAGUUAUCGCCAUUAUUCCGGUAAUCAUAUACUUUAGUAUAAAAUGCCCACGUGGGACUUUCCGCAACGCUGCAGUGGCCACAGACGCAAUAAAAUGCUCAGAGAUUGGAAGGGACAUUCUUCAGAGAGGCGGCUCAGCGGUAGAUGGCGCCAUUGCUGCGCUUUUGUGCACGGGCAUCAUGAACCCACAGAGCGCGGGGAUCGGAGGGGGCUCCAUGUUCACGGUGAUGGACAGCUCUGGUAAUGUGAAGAUCAUCAACUCCAGGGAGACGGCACCGUCAAACAUGAACUCUGAUCGGCUGAAGUUCUGCCCCAGGUCGUCUACAAUGUUAGCAGAUGGUAAUGGAAUAUGGAUUGGGGUCCCAGGGGAAAUUCGAGGCUACGAAAUGGCUCACAAACUUUAUGGAAAACUGCCGUGGGCCGACCUCUUUCAGCCGACCAUCAAGCUGGCCAGAGAGGGAUUCCCUAUUCCUCCAGUGCAAGGUGGCGCCAUCGAAAAAAUUGAUAAAACCAAGACACCGUCCCUGUGGAAGGCAUUUUCAGAUAAAAAUGGAAAUCUGCUUAAGAAUAGAACCAUCAAAUUUGAGAAACUGGCCGACACUUUGGAGAUGAUUGCAAACAACGGAUCAGACGCCUUCUACACUGGAAAGAUAGCAAAGGAUUUAGUCCGUGAUGUGCAGGAAGCAGGAGGAGUCUUGACACUGCUGGACUUGGCAUCAUAUAAGGCUAGAGAGACCGAUGCAUGGGUUGUCCCUAUGGGAGAGUACCAGAUGUACAUCCCCCCACCCCCCUCAGGAGGAGCACUCCUCAGCCUCAUCCUCAACAUUAUGAAAGGGUAUCAGAUGAAGUCAUCCCUUCAGUCUAUUGAUCAAAAAACCCUGUUUUAUCACCGCUAUCUUGAAGCUUUUAAAUUUACCAAUGGACUAAAGAAGUACAUCGGGGAUCCAAACUUCAAAUCAGAAGAAAUCAAAAGAGCAAAGAAUAUGACAGAAGAUAGCUUUGCUAACCACAUCCGGAGCCUUAUUACUGACAACAGGAUACACAAUCCCGAGUAUUACAACCUCACCCCAUAUCUGGACAGCAUGGGUACCACACACGUGUCUGUCCUGGCUGAAGAUGGAUCAGCCGUCGCCGUCACCAGCACCAUCAACUACAUAUUUGGCUCCGGGAUCUACUCUUCAAGCACUGGAAUCAUCCUAAACAAUCAGCUGAUCGACUUUUGUAGAAGGACUGUUCACAUCUCUCCUGGGGAGCAGCCCCCUUCCUCCAUGGCCCCUGCUGUGCUGAAGUCUGACUCGGAGAUACUGGUGAUUGGAGCGAGUGGUGGGAGCAGGAUCACAUCGGCAUUGGCCUCUGCCCUCAUCAACCACCUUUGGUUUGGAAAGAGCCUUAAGGAGGCAAUUGCUACUCCUCUUGUCUUUGUUGACUCUGAAAACUCAGUAGAGUUCGAACUCGACUUUGACAAGGAGUUAAUCAAGACUCUUGCAGGAUUGGGGCACCAGCUGAAACAAGUUGACAUCUCAUAUCAUUCCUCAGUUAAUGCUGUGGAGAAAAAGGGCGGCUGGUUCUGUGCUGUGUCUGAUUACAGGAAACGAGGAGAAGCAGCUGGUUAUUGACACCAAGAGUUUUGCUGGCUGCAGAGGAUGUCCUGAAAAUGACCGAGAUCCUGGAGAAGAAGGUGCCUGUUGUUCUCCCUGAACAAGACUUGGAAAAACAGGUUUCAUUUGCAGAGGAUUUGGAGUAACAUGACUUCCUGUGACUUGAAUGAGCUCACACAGACGUUAACAAGCUGUCACUAUGGAAAAAACAAGACUGUUUUUGUCACUUCUUGUGUGUUUUGUAUGAGUAAAUCUUGAAUAUUUCUCAAAUAACUUCAUAUUUUUUUUCAUGUAAAUGGGUCUCAUGAAUACAUGACAGGCAAGUCAUUUUACAUCAUUUUAUUUUAAUAACCAUGCCUGCAAGCUGAAUUCUCCUGGUAUUUGAGCAUUCAAAAACGGAUUAAAAUUCAUCUUGUCACGCUUCCUUCUCAAUUAUUCAUCUCGAACCAAGAACGGUUUGGGCCACUCACGUUGCGGUAUUACGGGUUAAGGUGGAGCAUGUAGUGGGGAUGAAAGCAAGAGCUGCCGUGCCUACAGCCGAACCAAAGUAUUGCCAUUUAUGAUGAAGCUGUGGCCACACCACAGUCUAGUAACGGAUGUCUGUUAAAACAAUUCAUUAAAUUCCCAUUUUGAAAGUUUUUCUAUGUGAACACAAUUUGUGCCUCUGGUGAAUCAUCAGUCUCCAUAGGUUUGAAUCAUGUAUGCCUGAAUAAAAUUGCUGUGAUGAAUUAUUGAAAUACAACAUUUUGAACUGUU
Fundulus heteroclitus (mummichog) is the source of this 2394-nucleotide messenger RNA. Its product is annotated as glutathione hydrolase 5 proenzyme-like. The transcript has 12 exons. Gene Ontology annotation, molecular function: glutathione gamma-glutamate hydrolase; leukotriene-C(4) hydrolase activity. The record is from RefSeq and is a predicted model, not a curated record. Lineage: Eukaryota; Metazoa; Chordata; Actinopteri; Cyprinodontiformes; Fundulidae. Gene Ontology annotation, biological process: leukotriene D4 biosynthetic process; glutathione catabolic process; inflammatory response. Gene Ontology annotation, cellular component: plasma membrane. The coding region runs from base 1 to 1656 and encodes 551 amino acids.